Messenger RNA from Penicillium diatomitis, 5142 nucleotides. RefSeq lists its product as uncharacterized. NCBI's taxonomy places the organism in Eukaryota, Fungi, Ascomycota, Eurotiomycetes, Eurotiales, Aspergillaceae. The coding region runs from base 1 to 5142 and encodes 1713 amino acids. Gene Ontology annotation, biological process: chromatin remodeling. Gene Ontology annotation, molecular function: DNA binding; histone demethylase activity. The transcript is spliced from 4 exons. The record is from RefSeq and is a predicted model, not a curated record. Gene Ontology annotation, cellular component: nucleus.
AUGGUGGCUUCGGCCUCCACUGGUCCGACCUCCAUGGCUGCUCAACCCUCCAUGGGCCGACAACCCACCCGGUCGGCCAGCACCCACCCUUCGCAUUCACACAAUGUCCCGUUGAGCGCUAGGCGAUCUGCCCCCUUGGAUCUUUCGACAGUCGAGCGGCGUGGUCAGACGAAUUCGCCCCGCGAGCCGUCGAAACGCGUGCGUCCUCAUGGCUUGCCCGAGGCUCCUACCUUUCGACCAACAGAGGAGGAAUUCAAGGAUCCUGUGGCCUAUAUUCAAAAGAUCGCACCCGAAGGCCGUAAAUAUGGAAUUUGUCGAGUCAUUCCUCCAGAAAAUUGGCAGCCACCUUUCGCGAUUGACACGGAGCGCUUCCAUUUCAAGACCCGUCGGCAAGAGCUCAAUUCAGUCGAAGGAGGUAUGAACCCGCAUUCAGCCCAGGCUGCUGCCGGUGAAAUUUCUCCGCAGCGAGAAUCUGACCAGGUGUCUGCCUCAGGAAAUCGCGCCAAUAUGAAUUAUAUCGACGGGCUUGCGAUGUUCCACAAACAACAUGGGACCAAUUACAGUCGAUUGCCCAGCGUGGAUAAACGUCCCCUUGACCUUUACAAGUUAAAAAAGGCUGUCGAGGUUAGAGGCGGGUUUGAGUCGGUUUGCAAGACCAAAAAAUGGGCAGAAAUAGGCCGUGACCUUGGCUACAGUGGCAAGAUUAUGUCCUCCCUGUCAACAUCGCUGAAGAAUUCUUACCAGAGGUAUUUGCAACCGUACGAAGAGUACCUGGCACGAGCGAAGCCAGGCGUUCAACAUCAGCUUGAGUUGGAAAAUGGUGGUCCUUAUACACCAUCGCCGCGUCAGUCACCAAUGACGAAAAAGCCCGUGCCAGAACAAAACGGCACGCCCUCCAAGACUGGCUACGGAACGCCAACAAUGCCUGCCGCAUCAGCGACAGGAACUCCCUACCAGAGACCGUCUGAUAAGACAGCUUCUGUGGAGCCGACACCUACUCCUCCACCCCGCCCGGCGCCUUCUGGAUUUACACCUGUUAAUGCAGGAGUUGGCGGAUUCACUGCUGUUAAUCAUUCUCCAGCUUUCACACCUGUGAACCAGGGGCCGCCUAUCAAACACGAAGGCGAAAACGGGUCAUCCACACCGAAGAGUAUACCUGAGCAAAUAUCGCAAUUCACGCCAGUGCCUAAUGGCCAUUCGGGACAAACAGUCAAGCGAGCUAUCAGUCAUGAUGAGAACAGUUCGCAAGCCGAGAAUGGUGAUGAUGGAGGCAGUGGUCGACGUAGCAAGCGUUUGAAGAAAGACAUGCCACCAACCGUUGCUGGGUCUCACAUGUCCCUUCUUCGUCCGGCUCCACCAAAAGGGCGCAAUGGUGUCCAGAAACUUGGCGAUAAAUGCGAGUCAUGUGGCAAAUCGGAUAACCGAUCCGGAAUUUUGGUUUGUGAUAGCUGCGAGCUUGGUUAUCACACAACUUGCCUUGAUCCCUCUACAACCUCUUCAUCGGAUCACGACUGGCAUUGUCCGAAAUGUCUCGUCGGUACCGGAGAGUUCGGGUUCGAAGACGGUGGCGUGUACUCGCUCAAGCAAUUUCAAGAAAAAGCGAAUGAAUUCAAAAAGCAAUAUUUUGCCUCGAAGAUGCCCUUUGACCCUGUUCUCAACACGCACCGACGAGAGACAGAAGACGAUGUCGAGGCUGAAUUCUGGAAGCUGGUCGUCGAUCUACAUGAAACGGUCGAGGUCGAAUACGGCGCUGAUAUUCAUUCCACUACCCAUGGCAGCGGCUUUCCCACCAUUGAGCGCAAUCCGCUUGAUCCGUAUUCUUCAGAUCCUUGGAAUCUGAAUGUGUUGCCUUUCUUUGGAGAUUCACUCUUCCGACAUAUCAAAUCAGACAUAUCAGGCAUGACCGUGCCGUGGGUCUAUGUUGGAAUGUGUUUCUCAACCUUCUGUUGGCACAAUGAGGAUCACUAUGCCUAUUCUGCAAAUUAUCAGCACUUCGGCGCUACGAAGACGUGGUAUGGUAUACCAGGAGCCGAUGCCGAGGCUUUCGAGAGUGCGAUGCGAGAGGCAAUCCCUGAACUGUUUGAGGGGCAGCCAGAUCUUCUCUUCCAGCUAGUGACCUUGAUGCCUCCCGAUAAGCUUCGUAAGGCUGGUGUCAACGUGUAUGCUGUGGACCAAAGAGCAGGUCAAUUUGUUCUCACUUUUCCUCAGGCUUACCAUGCGGGCUUCAACCACGGUUUCAAUUUCAAUGAGGCUGUGAACUUUGCGCCCGCAGACUGGGAACCUUAUGGAGCGGCAGGUGUCGAGCGACUGCAAACAUUCCGCCGAUACCCUUGUUUUUCACACGAUGAAUUACUGUUUACGGCUGCUGCGCGAGAUACGUCAAUCACAACUGCCAAGUGGCUUGCUCCCGCCCUUGACCGCACUAUCAACAGAGAACUUCAUGACCGUGCCUCGUUUUUGUCUCGACACAGAGAUGCAGCCCCUCACCAUUGCACCCUCGGUAAAGAUUCAUCGAAGAGUGAUUGCGAGCUCGAGCUUGUAGUGGAAGAGGAUGAUCUCCCGGAGGACGACUACCAAUGUCAGCACUGCAAAGCCUACACUUACCUCUCGCAGUUCCGUUGUCACAAGUCAGGGAAGACACUUUGCUUACUCCAUGCGGAAGCAUUUGACUGCUGCGGUGAGGGCGCACCACAGAAGCUGCUUGGACCGGGGCACACUCUUCGCUAUCGCAUGAGCGAUGAAUCCCUCAAGUCGGCAGCGCAAAAGGUCCAUGAACGUGCGAAAAUUCCAGAAAUGUGGCAAGAAAAGCUCGACAAAACUCUCGAGGAUGAGCCCAAGCCUCAACUAAAAGCCCUCCAUGCUUUGCUCAGUGAAGGUGAGAAAAUCCCGUACCACCUGCCUGGCCUCCAAGAUCUUGCGGCGUUCGUCCAGCGCUGCGAUAGAUGGGUUGAAGAAGCAAACAACUACAUCACCCGCAAGCAGCAGAAUCGGAGAAAGAACGAGAAAGCCUGGCGCAGACCUGGAUCCAAGGCCGCGCAGCUGGACGAUCGAGAACGAGAAGUUCGCAAAGUUGAAAACAUCUAUGCGCUUCUUGCAGAGGCUGAUAAACUUUCCUUCGACUGUCCACAGAUGGCGGCCCUGGAAGAGAAGACCCGCGAAAUCGAAAAAUUCCGCCAAGACCUUAAUGUGGCCCUCGUCAAUCCGCACGCACGGUCAGCGCAGGAAAUUGAGGAGCUUGUCGAAGCCGGCCGAGCUUUCAAUAUCGAAAUUCCGGAAGUGGAACGUCUAGAGAGAAUACAUCAGCAGAUGAGAUGGUCCGAAGACGCCACUCGAAAGCGACAGCUCUAUAUGAGCCUACAAGAUUGCCGAGACUUAGUCGCUUCUGGGGAGCAGCUGGGGCUCAAGGACAACAACGAGCAAUUGCUGCACUUCAAGGAAAUGUGUCGUCUUGGUGAGGCUUGGGAGGCUAAAGCCAAGGAGUUGAUGGCUGUCGAAGCGGUGCAUUAUCAACAAUUAGAAGCGCUGUCCGCGCAAGCCUCCCGCUUCCCGGUCUCCCGAGAGACCCUCGCGGCCGUUGAUGCAAUUCUCAUAAAGCAGAGAGAAGCACAAAAGCGAAUUCAGACGCUCUAUGAGAAAAGUCAAGAUCCUGAUUUCAAGAAUCGUCCGAAGUACAAGGAAGUUCGUGAGCUCACAGAGUCUCUCGAGCAGCUAAAUAGCCGACCGAUCGGUGCAAUUGAUCUUGAGCGGGAACAGAAACGUCAUGAGGACUGGAUGCGGAAGGGCAAGAAACUGUUUGGCAAAGCCAAUGCGCCCCUUCAUAUUUUGAAGUCUCACAUGGAAUAUGUCGAGAAGAGAAACUCUUACUGUUUUGAUUUGGAGGACAGUUACCGACCACCAGUGGAACCAUCCUCUCGCGACAACACUCCUGACGGGCUUUUGGAAAACCCAGCUCCUAGCGUGUGGGGCCCGAAGUCUCGGAAGCGUGAUGUCUUCUGUAUCUGCCGUCAUUCUGAAGCUGGAAUGAUGAUCGAGUGCGAAGUUUGUCAUGAAUGGUAUCACGGGAAAUGUCUCAAGAUCGCGCGCGGCAAAGUCAAAGAGGUUGACAAAUACACUUGUCCAAUCUGCGACUGGCGACAAAAGAUCCCCCGAGACGCAGCUCGUCCGAAGUUGGAGGAUCUACUGGACUGGCAAGCCGAGAUGGCUUGUUUGCCAUUUCAGCCAGAUGAGGAGGAAGUUUUGGACCGCAUCAUCAACCAGGCCACUGCUUUCCGCGAUUUUCUACACAGCUUUACUAACGCUGCCUGCACGACAACGGAAGAGGUGCCCACUUUGAUCUUCUACUUGCGGAAGGUUGAGGGUGCUGAAGUGCUACUCGCUUAUGAAACCAACUUUUUCCGUCAAGAGAUCCAUAAAUGGGCCCCUGUUGCACCGGAAGCCCCCCCUAUACUCGAGCAGUCAUUGUCGACGCGCAAACCGCGUCCCACCAAGCAGCAGAAAAUCAUGGCCCAGCUUGGCGUGGAUCGACCGGAAGAUCUCCCUGAACAUUUGCGGACUAAGCACACGACGAGCCAAAGGCCCAAGUCGAUUGAUUCGCAAACACCGCGGCCAACAUCUCUUCAGCCAGCUACAUCGCCCUCCAGUAAUGGUAUGCCUACCACAACGGGGCCGACAUUGACACCAAUGCCCGACGCUAAUGGAGCUUCGUAUCCCUUUUCUGCCAAUUUUUCACUGGCGUUGAGUGAUUCGACUCCUGCCUUUGCGCCGACAACUACUUCAGCAUUUCUCCCUGGUGCUGCGGCGUCACAAUCCCCUUCUUUCCUUUCUCAGUCACCCUCAACAGAGCAAGGGAUGGAGCCUCUUUUCAGCCCCCCGCGGUUUGGACGUGAAGCGCAAUUUGCAAGCAGCAGUCCACGACAGAAUCUGGAUGAUGUGUUCGCAGAUCUCACCAAUCAAGAAGAGGUCGAGCCCGAGACUGAAGAUAUGGAGAACCUUCACGCCAAUGAAGCUUUGGAAGCUCUUAAUGCCAGUAAUGGCGGCAGUCGCGCUCCAUCGCCUGGUGAGGAUGUGUCUGCCACAAAGAAAUCAGAGGUCAAUGGCGCCGCGGUGGCAGCGAUAACUGAGACUGUUGAACCAGAGCUGUAA